UGUGGCUUCAUCUACAGUCACAGGCUGGUGGGCAGAGGACCAAAAAAUAAAAUACCCAAAUUCUCUACGGUGAAAGUCUUGGAGGUGUGUGCACGUAAACAGUUCAUGCACCAAGAAGGCAACUCUGACUCAUCUCCAUUAUUGCCUCAUUAUCUUCAGAAGAAACCCACCCUUCUCAACUCUACUUUGUAAUGCUGGAGAUUAUUCAUGCCUCUUGCAAACCACGUUUCUGCUUAAACUCUGCCAAUAAAGGGCACUGGAGGGAGACAGCCGGUUGGAGGAGGGACUUCCUGUUUGCUUCCUAUCUACUUCCUGCUUCUGUGAGCGUCACCAUGUCAACGCCUAUUUACCUCUCAGUGGCUGUUCCUUUGUGUAGCGGCGCUAAAUUCAGUUUACAGGAGCUAUCAGCAGAGAUUUCAUUUGCCUCCUGAGAGAUCUGGAUCUCAGCCCAGAGGGCCAUCCUGUGAGCUCAGAGACCUCAGCAUUAGUUGAGUGAUCCCCACUCUUCAGAGCUAUGAGUUUCAGCUUCUUUGGUGCCCCUCCACCCAAAAUUUCAAUUUAAUAAUUUUCAAUUCCUCCCUUAAUUCCCUCAAUCUAGGAGUGUUAGCUACGUCCAACAAUUGCUAGUGCUUCAAUAGUGCCCCCUUCCCCAACAUUUUAUACCUUAACUUUAUACCUAGUUGAGUUCUUUAUAUUAAAUUUGCUCUGUUCGGGCUGGGCAUGGUGGCUCACUCCUGUAAUCCCAGCACUUUGGGAGGCUGAGGUGGGAGGAUCGCUUGAGCUCAGGAAUUUGAGACAAGCACGGGCAACAUAGCAAGACCUCAUCUCAACUAAAAAAAAAAAAAAAAAAAAAAAUUAUCUCUGCAUGGUGGUGUGUGCCUGUAGUCCCAGCUACUCGGGAUGCUGGGGCAGGAAGAUGGCUUGAACCCAGGAGGUCAAGGCUGCAUUGAGCCGUAAUCAUGCCACUGCACUCCAGCCUGGGCGACAGAGCCAGACACCUUGUAAAAACAACAAAACACUUGCUCUGUUCAGAUAUUUGGUUAGGAAUGUUGCUUUUUAGGAGGAGCAGUUGGGGGCCAGGUGUGGGAGAGGCUAGCAAUGUCAGCAGCUUUGAAGAAGGCGUUUUGUCAUCUAUAUCAUGGCCAAAACCACCCCAUGGGGCUCUCACUGAAGUCCAACAGCCCAUAGUGUAAUCCAUUCCUUAGACUGCCAACAGCUCUAGACUCACAGACAUUAGUGAGGGACCUCUACAAACUGGAACCCUGUGGGUAUUUCUACAACCUACAGAUUAUUAAUAGUCGUGCAAAGGCAGGCAAAUGGAUGUUUUCUGGUAGGGGGCCGGGAGGGAGCAGUUGCAUUUGAAGAAUGAACUAUGGAUUUCAUUGAUUCGCUUUUAUCAAAGAAAAGUAAAAUAACAAAAAAAAAUCCUUGAAGAAUAUUUUUAUUCCCACCUCCUGUAAUGUUCAGGGAACAUAAGUGACAUUUGGACUCCCAAACAAAAGAAGGCAGGGGCAUAUCUAUGGUUUCUAUGGUUCCUUGUUGAGGGAAAAAGGCUUUCAAGUUCUUGCGUGAGCACUGACAGGCUUUUAUGAAUAGUUCAUGACACAGGUACAAACUGGGCUGUUCUGGCUGAAAUAUCUGCUUGCCUUCUCGGAUAUUGCCAGCAUUCUUUCCUGCCUCACUCACCUCCCUGAAUGACUUGGGCUUGAGAAUGUUUCUGCAUGAUUUUUCUGAGCUUGCUGUCUUACCUGAGAGCAGGAAGUCAAAAGGUGAGUGAUGGAGCCACCUGCUGCCCUCUACUUUGCAGAUAUUAAAGAGGAGCCCGAAAUUGUUCCUUGGACAUCUUCUGAGUGUCAGAAAAUACCUUCUGGAGGGUUAGAAGAUCAGGGGACGUGGUUGUUCACAUUUGCUGCUGUGGAACACUGCCAGUCUUCACUUGGAAACAGAAUCACACCUUGUGAAGAGAUCAUCCCUAAGCAGGAGAGAAGCUACUAAAGGAGCUUCCUGGUCUUCAUCGGACAGUGAAAUUUGUUUGGGAGUCCAAACAAAAUAUAAAAGAGCUGUAAUACUUCCUGUAUUGUAUUUCAAAGGAUUGUGUCCUCCUCCUCCUUCCCUGUGCUCGGUCUCCACCUGUCUCCCAUUCUGUGACGAUGGUUCAGUGGAAGAGACUCUGCCAGCAGCAUUACUUGUGGGUCCUGGGCUGCUAUGUGCUGCUGGCCACUGUGGCUCUGAAACUUUCUUUCAGGUUGAAGUGUGACUCUGACCAGUUGGGUCUGGAGUCCAGGGAAUCUCAAAGCCAGUACUGUAGGAAUAUCUUGUACAAUUUCCUGAAACUGCCAGCAAAGAGGUCUAUCAACUGUUCAGGGGUCACUCGAGGGGACCAAGAGGCAAUGUUUCAGGCUAUUCUGAAUAACCUGGAGGUCAAGAAGAAGCGAGAGCCUUUCACAGACACCCACUACCUCUCCCUCACCAGAGACUGUGAGCGCUUCAAGGCGGAAAGGAAGUUCAUACAGUUCCCACUGAGCAAAGAAGAGGUGGAGUUCCCUAUUGCAUACUCUAUGGUGAUUCAUGAGAAGAUUGAAAACUUUGAAAGGCUACUGCGAGCUGUGUAUGCCCCUCAGAACAUAUACUGCGUCCAUGUGGAUGAGAAGUCCCCAGAAACUUUCAAAGAGGCAGUCAAAGCAAUUAUUUCAUGCUUCCCAAAUGUCUUCAUAGCCAGUAAGCUGGUUCGGGUGGUUUAUGCCUCCUGGUCCAGGGUGCAAGCUGACCUCAACUGCAUGGAAGACUUGCUCCAGAGCUCAGUGCCAUGGAAAUACUUCCUGAAUACAUGUGGGACGGACUUUCCUAUAAAGAGCAAUGCCGAGAUGGUCCAGGCUCUCAAGAUGUUGAAUGGGAGGAAUAGCAUGGAGUCAGAGGUACCUUCUAAGCAGAAAGAAACCCGCUGGAAAUACCACUUUGAGGUAGUGAGAGACACAUUACACCUAACCAACAGGAAGAAGGAUCCUCCCCCUUAUAAGUUAACUAUGUUUACAGGGAGUGCGUAUAUUGUGGCUUCCCGAGAUUUUGUCCAACAUGUUUUGAAGAACCCUAAAUCCCAACAACUGAUUGAAUGGGUAAAAGAUACCUAUAGCCCUGAUGAACACCUCUGGGCCACCCUUCAGCGUGCACGGUGGAUGCCUGGCUCUGUUCCCAACCACCCCAAGUACGACAUCUCAGACAUGACUUCUAUUGCCAGGCUGGUCAAGUGGCAGAGUCUUGAGGGAGACAUCGAUAAGGGUGCUCCUUAUGCUCCCUGCUCUGGAAUCCACCAGCGGGCUGUCUGUGUUUAUGGGGCUGGGGACUUGCAUUGGAUUCUUCAAAACCAUCACCUGUUGGCCAACAAGUUUGACCCAAAGGUAGAUGAUAAUGCUCUUCAGUGCUUAGAAGAGUACCUACGUUAUAAGGCCAUUUAUGGGACUGAACUUUGAGACACACUAUGAGAGCAUUGCUACCUGUGGGGCAAGAGCAUGUACAAACAUGCUCAGAACUUGCUGGGACAGUGUGGGUGGGAGACCAGGGCUUUGCAAUUCGAGGCAUCCUUUAGGAUAAGAGGGCUGCUAUUAGAGCGUGGGUAGGUAGAUCUGUUGCCUUGCAAAUUGCUGCCUGGGUGAAUGCUGCUCGUUCUCUCACCCCUAACCCUACAAGUUCCUCCACUAACUUUCUCACCAAGUGAGAAUGAGAACUGCUGUGAUUGGGAGAGUGAAGGAGGGAUAUGUGGUAGGGCACUUGAUUUCAGUUGAAUGCCUGCUGGUAGCUUUUCCAUUCUGUGGAGCUGAUGUUCCUAAUAAUUCUAGGUUUGGUAGCGUGGAGGAGAAAUUUGAUGGAAAGAGAGCCUUCCCUUCUGUACUGUUAACUUAAAAACAAAUAGCUCCUGAUUCAAAGUAUUACCUCUACUUUUUGCCUAGUAUGCCAGAAAUAAUAUAAAUUUAAACAGAUAAAGUGUGUGAGACUUUUUCUCAUAACUAUUCAUGACAUUUAAAAUCCCUAGGGGCUGGCAAGAGAGUUCUCAUUAUUCUGAAAUGGUCCUGACAAGCUGCAUGAAUAGCAAUUAUUUUUUUUUUGAGACAGAGUCUUGCUCUGUCACCCAGGCUGGACUGCAGUGGUGCAGUCUCAGUUCACUGCAACCUCUGCCCCCCGGGUUCAAGCGAUUCUCCCACCUCAGCCUUCUGAGUAGCUGGGACUACAGGCAUGCAGCACCAUGUCUGGCUAAGUUUUGUAUUUUUAGUAGAGACUGGGUUUCACCAUAUUGGCCAGGCUGGUCUCGAACUCCUGAUCUUGUGAUCUGCCUGCCUUGGCCUUCCAAAGUGCUGGGAUUACAGGUGGGAACUACCGCGCCUGGCCUAUGAAUAGCAAAUUCUAAUGAAGAUGGGAACAGGGCUGGUUCUUCCAUUGUUAAAAGCCAUCCUCAUUUUAUUUAUAUUGCCAGGUUCCUGACUUUUCUGUAAAGGAAAAGGCAGGGUGAUUUAACCAGUUUGACCACCUGUAUUCUUAUAGGAAAAUCGCAGCACUAAUUCUAAUUUUGUCCGCUUCACAGACAAAGCUUAGCUAAUGUUCCAUAAAGGAGACAAUAGCCAGUCAGGUAAGAUAAUGUGUAAUUUAUUAUUCAAAGUGGAACGUGUUUUUGUAGGGGGAGAGUCUGCACUAUUAAUAAUUGUAUUGAGAUAUAAAAAUAAACUAGGACUAUUUAGCUAAACCAGGAUGUCUUAUUAUUCCAUGUUCAGGCCUCUUGAGUCAAAACUCUUUUUUCUGAGACAGGUUCUCACUCUGUUGCCCAGGCUGGAGUGCAGUGGCAUGAUCUUGGCUCACUGAAGCCUCCGCCUCCCAGGUUCAAGUGGUUCUUCCACCCAAACCUUGCAAGUAGCUGGGAUUACAGAUGUGAGCCACCAUGCCCAACUGAUUUUUGUGUAUUUUUAGUAAAGAUGGAGUUUCACCAUGUUGGCCAGGUUGGUCUCGAACUCCUGGCCUCAAGUGAUCCACCUGCCCCACCCUCCCAAGGUGCUGGGAUUACAGGCGUGAGCCAAUGCACCCAGCCCUUUCUAAGUGUUAUUCAAUUCAUCAAGUUUUCUCUCAUGAUCAACUUUCUCCAUGCAAACCCUGUAACUCUGACAGUUAUCACUGUGUCUGACACAGUGAGUUUUUUAUUUAUAAGUUAGUUACUUUUGGCCAGGUGUGGUGGCUCACGCCUGUAAUCCCAGCACUUUGGGAGGCCAAGGUAGGCAGAUCACUUGAGGUCAGGAGUUCAAGACCAGCCCGGCCAACAUGGUGAAACCCCAUCUCUACUAAAAAUGCAAAAAUUAGCCAGACAUGGUGGUGGGUGCCUGUAAUCCCAGCUACUUGGGAGGCUGAGGCAGGAGAAUCGCUUGAACCUGGGAGGCGGAGGUUGCAGUGAGCUGAGAUGGUACCACUGCACUCCAGCCGGGGCGAUAGAGCCAGACUGAGUCUCAAAAAAAUAAAAGUUACUUUUUUUUGGGUAAGAUUGUACUUCUUAGGUAAUGGUCAUUGUCACUACUAACUUGCCUGCAUUGUACUAGAGUCGUAUUCACUUUGCUCCCAGCCCCACCGCGGAGAUGACUGAUGACUAGUCAUAUACACAGUGGAUGUGCCCUGAGAGGUCUGUUGCCAGCAGUGGUGAUCGAUCACUGCCUCCCCCUGCUGGCUGAUGUGAUGGUCCUUGGUCCUCCUCUGAAGGAGAUAGAAGGGGCACACUGCCACCGUGGGAAGCAGGCAGAAAAGCCUCCCUGGGUGCGGAUUCUCUGAGAAAAGGACUUUGGCCUCACAGUUAACUUACUCCAAAAGCUUUCAUGUGAAAUAAUUUAUAAUUUUUUAUAUAAAUAAAAAGAUUAAAAUGUGAA
Symphalangus syndactylus (siamang) is the source of this 5891-nucleotide messenger RNA. RefSeq names its product glucosaminyl (N-acetyl) transferase 3, mucin type (gene GCNT3). Gene Ontology annotation, molecular function: acetylglucosaminyltransferase activity. Lineage: Eukaryota; Metazoa; Chordata; Mammalia; Primates; Hylobatidae. The record is from RefSeq and is a predicted model, not a curated record. Gene Ontology annotation, cellular component: membrane.